CAUCUUCCCUUUCGGCUCCUACGCGCCGAGGAACAAGGUCGUGAAAAGAGGAGGGCUUCGUGGUGCUGCCGUUUGUACCGUCUUUGGGCUCUGUGCUUUUCGCAGAACCUCCAACGGCGGUAUGUUGGGACAGAGCAUCCGGAGGUUCACAACCUCUGUGGUCCGUAGGAGCCACUAUGAGGAGGGCCCAGGAAAGAAUUUGCCAUUUUCAGUGGAAAACAAGUGGCGAUUACUAGUUAUGAUGACUUUGUACUUUGGAUCUGGAUUUGCUGCACCUUUUUUUAUAGUAAGACAUCAACUGCUUAAGAAGUAAGGAUGUUUUACUUGAUCCAUCAAACAGAUGUGGAAAGGAACAUUUUAAGAGGCGCAGUCUCUUUGAAAAACGGAUCAAACUCUUGAAUUCAACAUACUCAAUAUGUUUGUAAAUAAACUUAUGGCAUGAAUCCUUAAUGCCUCGUCUCUGAAACAUGGAAUAUAAUAAUUGUGCUUACUUUUUUAUUUGAGAAAUAGUCCAGGAUUAGUUUGUUUCAUCAAAAUAUGUGUGUGAUUUAGCCUCUUUCUUGUUUUUAGAUUUUAAGGGUUUAUUUAAUUUUUGAUUACUAGGUCUGGACCUUGUUGGUAAUUUUUUUUUUAAUUAAAAAAGGAAGAAGUGCACUUUUAGUUUUCCUUACUUUAAAGCAGUAAAAUUGGUUUUCUUCAUGAGUGAUAAUUAAUCAUGAGGAAAACCAGUAGUGUGUACACAGUGAAGUCCAAGAGGUUAUUUUUGUCCUUCAGAACUGUGAUCUAAAACUAAAAUUUGGCCUUGAUAAGUUUGCUCUUGACCAAUACUAGUUUUGUUUAGACUAAAAUAAAAGUAGAAUAUAUGAAAUGUAAUAGCUUCUAAGACGGAAUAUGGAAAUAUUCCUUAAUUCUGGAAUUUUAGUAGGAAUGGACUAAAAGAUGGCUCUGAUUUGUAGUUGAAUCAGUGAAUCAAAUUUAUAUUAUGAAUAGUGAAAUGCUGUUAGCCACAUAAAAUGUAAUGACUUCGUUCCUAGGGCUUUGAAUUGGGGCAGAGAAAAGAUAGUGGCUGAAUGUUUUAGUCCUAGUUUGGUCAUUUUUGGAAUACCACUCUGGUAUUAGAAGAAUGCUGUAAAGUAGAGGUUGUAAACUGGUGGUCCGUUUGAGUGCUAGACUUUUUGUGAUUAGGUGUACUGUAGUUUUUAAACCAAUAUUUAAAAACUAGAAUAGUUACAAGAAAGUCUAUGGAUUCUUGAAAAAUUGCUGUGGGUGUUCUAUAUCCUUUCAUAGAACAAAGCUACUGCCUAAAUUAGUCCUCACCAUAACAUUAGAUGUCCUGUAUAUCCCUAAUGUUAAACUGUUGAUUUGCUGGAACCUUAAAGAACUUUUUUCCUCUAAGUUUAUGUGACGGGGCCUAUCUUGACACUCUUUAAUAACCAUGCAAUAGCUGCUUAAGUAUGGAUAUAUAAUUAAAUCUUUAUGACUGCGCAGUU
Enhydra lutris kenyoni (northern sea otter) is the source of this 1490-nucleotide messenger RNA. Its product is annotated as cytochrome c oxidase subunit 7C, mitochondrial. NCBI's taxonomy places the organism in Eukaryota, Metazoa, Chordata, Mammalia, Carnivora, Mustelidae. The record is from RefSeq and is a predicted model, not a curated record. Gene Ontology annotation, biological process: mitochondrial electron transport, cytochrome c to oxygen. Bases 122 to 313 code for a protein of 63 amino acids. The transcript has 3 exons.